AUGAUGAUAACCUCCUCUUCAUCUUCGUCCAAUUCCGCAGUAGCAGCAGCACCGUCGCCAUUAAUCCCGACAAUCAUUCUACUCCUACUAUGUCUUCCUGGUCUCUUUUACUUAGCCCCACACAUCCUCCCUCCCCCGCCAACACCACCCAUCUCCUUCCCCGAGGAACUUGAAGAUCUUUCCCUUUUCCGGAGGGCCGCUGCCGUUGAAUCAAACGCAAACAACCCAUCUAGACCUAAAUCCCAUCUCGGAUCCACCAAUUCUAAACCCAAAAUCGCCUUCCUCUUCCUCACAAACUCCGACCUUCACUUCGCCCCUUUAUGGGAACGGUUCUUUAAUGGCAACAAAUCAAAUCGUCAUCUCUACUCUUUGUAUGUUCACGCCGACCCAACUGUGAAGACCAAAAUCAAAAGCCCUGGUGGGAUUUUUUCUGAAGAUCGAUUCAUUACUGCUAAGAAAACUCGUCGUGGAACCGCCACUCUCGUCUCCGCCGCUCGUCGUCUCCUUGCCACCGCACUACUCGACGAUCCUUCUAACGCGUUUUUCACGCUUAUCUCCCAGCAUUGCGUACCCCUUCACUCUUUCAACUUCUUUUACGAUACCCUUUUCGAAGUUAAAUCGCAUCAAAUAGCCGAAUUGCGACAUUUGAAGUACAAAAGCUUCAUCGAGAUAAUUUCCAAAGAUCCCAAUAUUUUGGACAGGUACAAUGCCAGAGGGAAAGGCGUGAUGGUUCCCGAAGUUCCAUUUAAUAAAUUUCGAAUGGGUUCACAGUUCUUUACGCUGACGCGGAGGCACGCACUGCUGGUGGUCAGUGAUCGGCGGCUAUGGAAGAAAUUCAAGCUGAAUUGUCUGAGGCCGCAAUCGUGUUACCCUGAAGAGCAUUAUUUUCCAACAUUGUUGUCCAUGGAGGAUCCAGAAGGGUCCAUUGAUGAACAUGGCCACGGAAGUCAUUUUCCGGGACUGAAUUCUUUUGAGUUUUCUGCCAUACACCCAAGUGCUACUGGAAACUGUAAAAAAAAUGGCUAGUUAAAGGGAUUCAUGCCUAAAUCUCAAAAGUUAAAAACCAGCACAAAUGCUCAAGCAAGAAGAAAAAGAAGAAGAAGAAGAGGUGUUGACAGAAGACAAUGAGCAAACAAAGAUGUGGGGUUUGGAGUGUGUAACAUAAGCUAAUCAUCCUCUGCUAGUACUAAUUACUUGGAGGUCGGUGUUGUCCUUAAAGUGGAUUUUUUAUUUUAUUUUUUACUUUUACUUAACUUGCACUCAGUUUCUCCUAAGUUUUCUUACUUUUACCUUCCAUGUUUCUUGUGUAAUUCUAUUUCUUUGACAAAAUUUUGAAGUUAAGUUACCUAUUUGUUCAUUAUAUAUGUUGUAAAUAGUUUGAUUUGUUUAUCUUAUUAUUUUGUACGGAGU
Messenger RNA from Lactuca virosa, 1410 nucleotides. The record is from the annotation of a GenBank genome assembly. NCBI's taxonomy places the organism in Eukaryota, Viridiplantae, Streptophyta, Magnoliopsida, Asterales, Asteraceae.